Papaver somniferum (opium poppy) is the source of this 2560-nucleotide messenger RNA. RefSeq names its product long chain acyl-CoA synthetase 1-like. Lineage: Eukaryota; Viridiplantae; Streptophyta; Magnoliopsida; Ranunculales; Papaveraceae. Gene Ontology annotation, molecular function: long-chain fatty acid-CoA ligase activity. The record is from RefSeq and is a predicted model, not a curated record. The transcript is spliced from 19 exons. Gene Ontology annotation, biological process: fatty acid metabolic process; wax biosynthetic process; cutin biosynthetic process. Gene Ontology annotation, cellular component: endoplasmic reticulum; membrane. The coding region runs from base 278 to 2257 and encodes 659 amino acids.
CUAUAUUUUCUGAUGAUUUAUUAACUGAAGUCAUGUGUUCUAAGUGGGUUUCAGUAAGCCUGCCGUAUAUUAAUGGUGGUCAUGUAUUGUUUGCUGGAUUGUCUAGGGCUGCAAUUCCGGUCAUUCAUCACUUUAAUGGCAGUUUUUUGAGCUGUUUUAAUGGAGUUUUUUCAUGAAUUCUGUUCUUGACCUUCAAGUACAAUACUGAUUUUGCUUUUGUGAAAUGUGCACUGUGUUUGUUUUCAGGGUUACAUCGUAAUACAGGAGAAGAAGAGAAAUGAAGGAGUUUGCUGUUCAGGUUGAGAGUGGCCGUGAAGGACGAGAUGGGGAGCCUUCGGUUGGUCCGAUUUAUCGGAAUUUACUAGAGAAGGAUGGGUUUCUACCACAACAUCCUGACAUAAAUACCUCCUGGGAUAUUUUCAGGACUUCUGUAGAGAAGUAUCCAGGGAAUAGAAUGCUUGGAUGGCGUGAAAUUGUCGAUGGAAAGGUUGGUCCUUAUGCAUGGAAAACAUAUAAACAAGUCUAUGACGAGGUUCUGAAUAUCGGUUCUGCAUUACGAGCAUCUGGUGCUGAACCCGGUGCCCGAAUUGGAGUUUAUGGAUCAAACUGUCCCCAGUGGAUCGUUGCAAUGGAGGUUUGCAAUGCUCACAGCUUAAUAUGUGUUCCUCUCUAUGAUGCUCUUGGGUCUGGAGCUGUUGAUUAUAUUAUAGAGCAUGCGGAAGUGGAUUAUGUUUUUGUCCAAGAUAAAAAAGUGAAACAACUUUUAAACUCGGAAUGCAAAUCCGCCAAAAGAUUGAAAUUGAUUGUUUGCUUUAGUUCAUUCACAAAGGAACAGAAAGAUGAUGCAGUUAACAUUGGCAUGACACCAUAUUCCUGGAAUGAGUUCCUUCAAAUGGGUAAAGAAAAUCCAGUAGAACCUUGUCCACCUCAGUCUUUCAAUAUAUGCACAAUAAUGUACACAAGUGGGACUAGUGGUGAUCCAAAAGGUGUUGUUUUGACUCACGAGAACACCGCAAUGUAUGUACAAGGAGUUGAUUUGUUCUUGGCACAAUUUGAAGACAAGAUGACUGUGGAUGAUGUGUAUCUUUCAUUCCUUCCCCUUGCACAUAUCCUGGAUCGAAUGAUUGAAGAAUACUUUUUCCAUUCGGGGGCUUCAGUUGGGUACUUUCAUGGGGAUCUCGAUGCAUUGGUGGAAGAUCUAAUGGAGCUAAAGCCAACAUUCUUCGCUGGUGUGCCAAGAGUUUUCGAAAGGGUUCAUGAAGGUGUUGUGAAGGCAUUACGAGAACUUAGACCAUUAAGAAGGAAGAUUUUUUACCUUCUUUAUAGAUACAAGCUUGGAUGGAUGAGUAUGGGAUAUAAACACAAAUUUGCGUCUCCACUGUCAGAUUUACUAGCGUUCCGUAAGGUAAAGGCUAAAUUAGGUGGUCGAGUACGCCUAAUAGUAUCAGGAGGUGCUCCGUUGAGUUUUGAACUGGAAGAAUUCUUGAGAGUUACAAGCUGUGCUUUUUUUGUCCAAGGCUAUGGAUUGACAGAAACUUGUGGGCUGAGUACAAUUGGAUUUCCAGAUGAAAUGUCACUGGCUGGAACAGUUGGUGUUCCCUCAGUAUUUUCCGAGGUACGCCUAAAGGAGGUCCCAGAAAUGGGUUACAAUCCACUCGGUAAUCCUCCAUGCGGAGAGGUAUGCGUGAGAGGAAGAACAGUUUUUUCAGGAUACCACAAAAAUCCUGAGCUGACGAAGGAAGCCUUUCGAGAUGGAUGGUUUCAUACAGGGGACAUAGGUGAAAUAUUACCAAAUGGAGCUUUGAAAAUAAUUGAUAGAAAGAAGAAUAUCUUUAAACUCUCCCAAGGAGAAUACGUCUCUGUGGAAUAUCUAGAGAAAGUCUAUUCAUUUAUCCCAAUUGUUGAUGAUAUCUGGGUAUACGGGGACAGCUUUAAGUCGAUGCUGGUAGCAGUGGUUGUACCAAAUGUAGCAAAUACUAAGACUUGGGCAAGUUCAAACGGUCAUACAGGUUCUGUCUCUGAACUAUGUUCGCUGGAAGCUCUGCGAAAUCACAUUCUCUUAGAGCUAAAGCACACAGCCGAGCAAAAGAAGCUGAGAGGUUUCGAGAAUAUCAAAGGAGUUAUUUUGGACCCUCUACCAUUCGACGUGGAGAGGGAUUUGGUAACUCCAACCAUGAAAAAGAAAAGAAAUCAACUACUCAAACACUAUCAGGUGGAAAUCAACGAACUCUAUGAAAGCUUAGGACGAGCCCAUUAACCGUACCGAGGGAAGUGACAAGAUCUUAGCGCUAGCAUAAUAGUAGCAAUUAAGCAAAACCUGUCUUAAGAACUUAAGAGAGGUGCAUGAAUUCUAUGCGCGAAUGUGAAGCUUUCUGUAAUCGUUUCAGCAAAUUUACAUUGUUCCUUCGUUCCAAUAAAGCAUGGGGAAUAUACAUCAUAUAGGAUCAAUCUAUAUGUAAUGGAUAAGAUGUAUGAGAUGACAAAACAAAACCCUUAAAAGUGUGUGUGAUAUAAUCGAUCAAAUUGUAUGAAAACUACAAAAAACGAAACCUUACUAGAA